GGAGGGACCGAAGGUUUUGUUCUCUGCAAAGAAAAGAUAUUUUAUUCAAGAAGAUACUUCACAGUAGGAAGGUUAAAAGAUUUCUUUUUCAAAUUUCACCAACUCACCUUCUGAAGUGAUUUAUCUUUAAAAUCAUGGGAAGUUCUUCAGAAAGUGUUAAGAUUAUAACUGAGUCUAAGGAGCAAGCUGUGUUUUUGAGAAAGAAGGUUAGCUUGUUGAGAUCUGUGUCAUUUUUAAUUGGUACAAUAAUAGGCAGCGGUAUAUUUAUUUCACCUAAAGGAGUUCUGAUGAAUUCUGGCAAUGUCGGUACAUCCCUGGUGAUCUGGUUGGCUUGCGGAAUACUCUCAAUGUUUGGAGCUCUAUCCUACGCAGAACUUGGAACAAGCAUUAAGAAAUCUGGUGGACACUAUAUCUAUCUUCUGGAGACUUUGGGACCACUUCCAGCAUUUGUUCGAUUGUGGUGUGAAAUCAUCGUAAUCAGACCAGCAAUCACUGCUGUUGUUGGCUUGUCGUUUGGACGCUACAUUAUUGAGCCGUUCUUUGCCCCUUGCCAAGCUCCAGUUUUGGCAGUAAAACUUCUCACAGCUGCAGGAGUCUCUUUGGUGGUGUAUAUAAAUUCCUGCAGUGUGAAUUGGACUGCCCGCAUUCAGAUCAUUCUCACAAUUUUUAAACUGCUGGCAAUAGGAUUAAUCAUUGUUCCAGGGAUGAUGGCCUUGUCUGAAGGACGCACCGAAAACUUUCAAAAUGCCUUCGACAGUAAUACAAUUACACUUGACAGAAUUCCACUGGCUUUCUACUCAGGCAUGUUUGCCUACAGUGGUUGGUUUUAUAUGAACUUCGUCACAGAGGAGAUAAUUAACCCAGAAAGGAAUAUUCCUCUGGCAACUAUCUCCUCUCUGAUCAUUGUUACAAUACUCUACUUACUCGUAAAUGUGGCAUACUACACAGUAUUGACAGCAGACGAGGUGUUAGCAUCUGGUGCAGUCGCUGUGACCUUUGGCGAGAGGACUUUGGAAAGCUUUACCCCAGUGAUUCAAGUUCUUGUGUCACUGUCAUGCCUUGGGGCAAUAACUGGAGGUCUAUUUGCAGUUUCCAGGGUAUUCUUCGUGGCUUCAAGGGAAAAUCAAUGGCCAACUCUCUUCUCAAUGAUCCACAUUCGACACCACACUCCUCUUCCAGCUGUACUUUUAAUGUAUCCGCUGAUCAUUUUGAUGAUUUUCAUUGGUGAUCUCUAUGGUUUGCUGAAUUUAAAUAGCUUUCCUCGCUGGUUGUUUAUGGGGUUUGUAACCCUUGGACUUAUCCGACACCGUUACAAACAGCCAGAUAUACAUCGUCCAUUCAAGGUUCCAAUAAUCAUUCCUGGAAUCUUUACUGUAAUGUGCCUGUUUCUUGUAGUCAUGUCCCUUUACUCUGACCCUAUCAACACCGGGAUUGGCUGUGCUUUAACACUGUCUGGUGUACCUGUCUAUUACCUAAUAGUAAGUCGACCUCAUGGACCAGCCUGGUGGAGAAAAACACUUUAUAUUUUCACUCUCAAACUGCAGAUUUUAAUGGAAGUGGUUCAACAGGAGAUUGUGACUUUCUGAGAAUCAGUAACAGAGAGCACUCAAAUCUUUCUGCACAUUUAUCGCUGCAAGAGACUCUCAACAAAGCAUGCCAUCUGAGGGAUAGGAUAUGAUCAUUAUGUGAGAAAUGCACUCUUGCUAAUUCUGUUACAUUAAAUAGUUCUGUGUUAA
Messenger RNA from Chiloscyllium plagiosum (whitespotted bambooshark), 1736 nucleotides. Its product is annotated as cystine/glutamate transporter-like. Gene Ontology annotation, cellular component: membrane. The record is from RefSeq and is a predicted model, not a curated record. NCBI's taxonomy places the organism in Eukaryota, Metazoa, Chordata, Chondrichthyes, Orectolobiformes, Hemiscylliidae. Gene Ontology annotation, molecular function: L-amino acid transmembrane transporter activity. Gene Ontology annotation, biological process: amino acid transmembrane transport.